Messenger RNA from Camponotus floridanus (Florida carpenter ant), 2083 nucleotides. It is a transcript of the gene Mob2, whose product is annotated as MOB kinase activator-like 2. Gene Ontology annotation, cellular component: cytoplasm; nucleus. Gene Ontology annotation, molecular function: protein kinase activator activity. NCBI's taxonomy places the organism in Eukaryota, Metazoa, Arthropoda, Insecta, Hymenoptera, Formicidae. The coding region runs from base 522 to 1478 and encodes 318 amino acids. The transcript is spliced from 5 exons. The record is from RefSeq and is a predicted model, not a curated record. Gene Ontology annotation, biological process: positive regulation of protein phosphorylation; signal transduction.
GAAAAUCAAGAUCUAUUCGGAGCGAACCCAUGUUUGAAACUCACGACUAUUGAGGACAAGCGAGUCUUUCAGGAAGAAAGAAAAAGAACGCAAAGUAUAAAGAAAUAUAAUCACAGAGAUUGUGAGAAAAAUACAUAAGAAUCCACCCAAAGUUAUAGAAUCGUUCGCCUGAAUAAACAUCAAGAGCGACCGCGUCUCUAAUUCUCCAAUUUCCAAACAAACGAAUCCACGCGAAUCAAAGCCCGAGAAAGACGUUUCUCGUCUCGGAACAUCUCGGAACAUUUGGAACAUUCCGUCCUCGAUACCUCGAAGAACCACUCGGAGGUGCCGCGAGCCUCGCAGCCUCCCUCGCUCCUUCGAGAGGAACCGGGACGAAAGCAAAGUCCCGGCACGUGCUGGCCAGAGUUCGAUGACAAUUGAACAAGAUUUGGUGCCUACCCAGCGUGCGUGAGCGGAUCCUCGGGCACGAGGGCGGCGCGCCGAGGAGGUCGUCCUCGACCACGACGAUCACGACGACGACGAUGCUGCGAUCGCCGGCGCGCGGCGCGGUUACCGUCCUGGGACCGCGGGAGCCCUCGUCCGCCUCCGCCUCCGCCUCCGCAUCCGCUGCGGUGGCGGCGGCGGCGGCCGCGGUGGCAUCCUCGGCCACCACCGUCUCGGCGCCGCCGACGCCGGUGCACCACGGCGGCGCCGGCACCGGUACCGGUAGCUCGAGCAGCGCCUCCUCCUCGCGUCUCUCCCUGCUCGACACCUGCCACAGGAAGAUCAGGCUCUUCGGCGAGCUAGUCGCAAAAGCCAGACGAAAGGAGAAAGAUGCGGGAGCCACGGAGGAUCCUAAACUAUACCUGGAGGAGGCUGCUCUCGAGAGACAGUUGCCGGAGCUGGACCUGAGGAUGCUCGUGGAUCUACCGCCCGGUCUGGAUUACAACGAAUGGCUGGCAUCGCAUACCCUCGCACUAUUCGAUCAUAUUAAUCUCGUCUACGGCACGAUAUCCGAGUUUUGCACCAUGACAGGUUGUCCCGAUAUGACCGGUCCCGGCUUAAGAACGUAUCUAUGGUUCGACGAAAAGGGGAAAAAAACGAGAGUGGCAGCACCACAAUAUAUAGACUAUGUUAUGACAUUUACACAACGCACCGUUAGCGAUGAAACUAUAUUCCCUACAAAAUACGCAAACGAGUUUCCUAGCUCGUUUGAGUCGAUAGUGCGUAAGAUCCUGCGGCUACUGUACCACGUGGUGGCACACAUCUACCACUGCCACUUCAGGGAGGUGGCGCUCUUGGGGUUGCACGCUCACCUCAAUUGUGUAUUCGCCCACCUCACGCUCCUUAAUCAACGCUUCAACCUUAUAGAUCCCAAGGAGACGGAGAUCCUGGGAGACCUAGAGGCCGCCCUCUUGGGUGACUCAACAUCCGCGCCUUCACAGACUUUAGCCAUCCAGGAGACUCCGACCUCCACAACCACUACCAGUACCACCUAGAUCGCCGCAAUGCGUAAUAGCAUGCGAGCAGAGGUUGCAGUUCCUGAGAUUAGGUGACGAUAGGCGAUUUGUUCGUUCAUUUGGUUUUUUUGCCUCCUUUUUGUUUUUUUUAUAGUCACAUGCGAAAAAAAUAGAAUUUAUUGCGAUAUGAUCGGCCCAUGGAUGGUGGGAAAGAGAGAGAGAGAGAGAGAGAGAGAGAGAAUGAGAGGAAGAGAAAGAGAGAGAGAGAGAGAGAGAGAGAGAAUGAGGAAAAGCGUCGAUUUCUGUAAAAACAAAGAAAAAAGAUACCAGUAGUACCUGUACAUAGUAAAGUGUGAACAACUACAUGAUGUAAUUAGGUUCCUCCGUUUGUUGUUUGUGAGAUUGUACAUAAUUUAUUAAAUGAUAAGAUAUAUAUACGAGAGAAAGAGAGAAAAAAAAAUAACGAGUGAGAGUGAAAGAACGCGAGAGCGAACGAGAAAGUGAGAACGCGAUAGGAAAAAAUGAGUAUUGAUUAUUAUUGACAAAGUUAGUUGCUAUAAGAGAUGAUUUGUUCUGUAAAAAAUGAUACAAUAAUAAUAUUGUAAAGUUAAAAUAAUACCAAAUAUAUACCUGGUGUUAAGGCA